AUGAAGGACUGCGAAGCCCCGUUGGUCAAACACGGGUGGCGUCCUGGGUAUGAGAUUGAGGGCCGCAAGACUGCUUCUGCUCCGCCUCUUCGUCUGCUAGAGGACAAAAGGAUUCUCUGGGGCGGCACAAUAGCGGCUGACAUUCUCAACGUGAAAGAAAACGAGGCCCUGGAUGAUGAAGAAAAGAUUCAGCCCCUGUUGGAGCAGGUUCGUCACAAGUUAAACGGCAAAGCUCUCGAUACCGUUGUCGACCACACGUGGAAUUUUCCGGGAGGCAGCUCUAUCCAUCUUAUCCCUCCCAGUAUCGCAAGGGGCCGAAUGCAACAGAUCACUCUAGAUCCGCGCAGACGCGAUGCCCGAGAAUAUAGUUGUUACAAGAUAACCGACUCGUCGCGUUUGCGCGUGGUAUAUCAGAGGUUCCUUGAAGACGGGAUGCUUUUGCCUUUUGGGCAUUCACGUCUUGAUUUUGUCUACCCAAAUGGCGCCCUGUUUCCAGAGGAUAUCCAGUACUGUUAUGCUGGGAGUGCUAGUCCUCUCGCUGCAUGGGGCGUCUUGGACGUGGGCAAGACGCCGUGGGCUGUCGAGAACGAUUUGUACGGGAAGCUUUGCUGCUUACUUAGGGGCGUUAUUGGGGAAUUCCUUCAUUGCCUAGGGCAAACUCGAAUCGUGCUGUCGCUUCUCAAUGUUGCCGUUCGAGCGCUUCCUCAUCGCCUGGGCGGCAGAAAGUAUGAUCGAAUAGAGUACCUCCUGGCUACACAGGUGUCAAGUGUGUGCGGCAUAGAAGACUUGAGCAUUCGAGACACGUUUCAACUCUUCUCUGGGCACCUUGUCGACCCAACAGAUAAUCCCCAUGCCACUCUAAUGACGCGGUACAUGAAGACAUGUGAAUUUGAGCAGCACGCUCGCGAGUCUGGGAUGGAAAUGAAGUCGGAGAAUACCGUUGUGGACGAGUGGCCCGCGAGGCCCCUGGAUCUGGACGUCAAGAAUGGCGUUGCUUGGCACGAAAUCACCAAACCCGCCUCUUCCUCCUCCCUCCCCUCCCCUUCGCAGCAGCAGCAGCAACAGCCGCCCCCGACAAUGGCUUCCCUCGCUCCUUUUGUCCUGAAGCGGCCUUGGUUGGUCAAGGCGCUGACGCCCGCGGCCAAUUGGUACGCUGGCGCUUCUGGAUACCGCCAGCUCGGCCUGAGAUACGACGACCUCCUCGAGGAAGAGUCCGAAGCCGUGCAAAUCGCCCUCAAGCGCCUCUCCGCAAAGGAGUCGUACGAGCGCGUCUACCGCAUCCGCCGCUCCGUCCAGUGCAGCUACACCCACAAGCUGCUCCCCAAGGACCAGUGGACCAAGCCCGAGGAGGAUGUCCCUUACCUGCGCAACAUUCUUGCUCAGGUCGAGGCCGAGCUCGCUGAAAAGGACGCCCUGGAUUCCAUGACCGUCAUCAAGAAGCACUAA
Trichoderma aggressivum f. europaeum is the source of this 1446-nucleotide messenger RNA. RefSeq lists its product as uncharacterized. Bases 1 to 1446 code for a protein of 481 amino acids. Lineage: Eukaryota; Fungi; Ascomycota; Sordariomycetes; Hypocreales; Hypocreaceae. The transcript is spliced from 9 exons. Gene Ontology annotation, biological process: mitochondrial electron transport, ubiquinol to cytochrome c. The record is from RefSeq and is a predicted model, not a curated record.